CAGCAAGAUACGAUGUAAACAGCCUCACAUGACGCGCAUGUUAUUUCAACUCAAAAUUUGUGUUUGCGGUCAAGCCAUGACGUUAACCGAUUACUGAAAUGCGCCAUUAUUUUGGACUGGCGAGUGGCGACUGAAAAUAUAUCCUAAUUGAAACUGACAAACGAGAAAAAAAGCAAUUUAGCUGACAUCUUCUAAACAUCUUACGUCACAUUUUCCUGGUAACUGGGUUUUCCCCGAAAACUACAAAGACAUAUUCCAAAACAACAAAAUUCUAUGUAAACGCUUUCAAGCACUCAUUUCGUGAUGUCGAACGCACGGAAUUCGGACGAAAUUUGUGAAAAUAAUAACGACAUUGUGCAACCGCCCGUACUAGAUAUUGUACUACCAAAGCGCAAAAAUAUUGGGACAGUGCGUGUAGGUUGGGAAAGUAUCGAACCAGAGCUACCGGUCGAUAUUCUUCUGGUGACGGUGAAAGAUCAUGAAUUUGUGAACUGUUACUAUUAUCUCAAAGAUACGAAACGCUGUUGGUACCAUGGUUCGGGAAUGGUGGAUUUUGGCACAUUUGGCGAUGGUGGGGUAAAUAGAAUGUUUUCUUAAUCAGUUAUAAUAUAGGGAUGACUUGUUGAUUAUUCACAUUUUAAAAUAUCGCUCUGUUUAUUCAAGGUUAAAGUUGCAUUAAUAAGAUGUGAGAAGGGCGGGAUUGAGCCGCGCGCUUCGCUACUUGCUGUCAAAAAUGCAGUGGAAAUAUUGAGACCCAAAGCUGUUAUUUGUGUUGGGUAUUGUGGCUCGGUAAAGCCUGAAAAAGCCAAACUAGGGCACGUUGUGAUAUCCGCCAAAUUGGCAACUUAUUCCAGUAAGAAAAUCACGGAAGACGGAACCGAAGAAUUGCGUGGAAUUAAAGUGAACGCGAGUAGACACAUAGGUGAUCUCAUUCCGUUUGCAGCUGACGCUUGGAAUCCACCGUUGGCUGAAGAGUCGAGCGAUUUCGAGGUUGAAGUUCAUCGCGAAGAUGUGAUGUUAAGCGGCCCAGAGUUGGUCAAUAAUUCCAAAAGACGACAACAGUUACUGAGCCAUUACCCAGACGCUAUCGCCAUUGAGAUGGAAGGGGAAGGUAUGUAUAUUGUCAAUAAUCGAGUUAGUCAUUUUGAGAGUGAAAUUAGGUGGCAGAUCUUAGGGAAAAGGUCACUCUUUCAGCGUCAUAUAAAGCAUUUCUGUCUAUUGUUCUAUUACUGAUCCCUUGCUCAUUACGCACAUUUUUUGGAUCAAUUUGGUGGCACUGUGACAUAAAUCAUCUACUAUAAAACACAAAACAAACAAUCCAGACAAACAAGCAUGAAUAACGCGAUCUAAAAUGGUAAUAGUUCUAGGAACAACUCAUGUCUGAUAUUUUCCUGAAAGUUCGUGUGACGUAUGUAAACACAAAUACGGAUCAUCUUUCAAGAUUUAGUUAUUACACGCGCGAGUCUGUGUAUCUAAAUACCUGUAUCAUUUUAUUUGUGCUUGGAUUACCAAUCUACAAAGGCUAAGCAUGCCGAUAAAUUUGGUAAAUGAGCCGCAGUGAGGAUUCUUGUAAAAUUCAUGAAUAAUUAAUAUAAGGCUACAAACAAAUCACGACGCGGUAUUUAGAUCACAUGUACACACUUGUAACUUGCAGUAAACACAAAACAAUCUAGACAAAUUAACAAGAAUAACGCGCGAUCUCAUGUAAGUGCCCAUAACUGCAUAAAGAUCAGCUGCUCAUAUUUUAACUGGUACUUAACUUUAGGUCUAUAUGCAGCUGCGUAUGAUCUUGGCAUAGAAUGGGCAGUUGUCAAGGGAGUGUCAGAUUAUGCAGAUGGAAAUAAAUCAGCGACAGAAGAUUGGCAGCCAUUUGCCAGUGCAAUGGCGGCAUCUGUUGUCCACAACAUGUUUAAAUAUCCUGAUGUAAUACGGCAAUGGCCUCACUAUAAAAAGCCUGUACAAGGGGCCGCGAGUACGGCAGGUAAUUAAUGUGUACUGCAAGAGCUUAUUAUUCUUCAAUAAUUUUAAUGAUAUGAAUGAUAUUUGGUAAGAAAAAUGAAUUCAAAGUUCAUGUAAAUCAACAGCGGAUUUUCUAUCGCGUACUGGCUUCUUCAUGGUCACAAUUUCCGUUAUGUUUUGCUAAAUGUGAAUUACAAGUAGCUAUACUGCUAUGGAUAGAAUCAGAUUGAGAAUUUUAUAUGCAAUUUAUAAUUGUCUAUUUAUAUUCUUGUCUUGAUAGUCACUCCUGCAGCGAAUAACUCACCCAUUCCAUCUCUUCCCAUUGAACAAUUGCUUAGAAGCAUUGCUGGCACAAAAGAAGGCAGAGUAUGUAUCAAUGCAAUUAAAUUUCAUCUUCUUCAUUCCUUCCUAAUUCCAUCGUUCCAUCCUUCCUUUCUUCCAUCUAUCAUUCAUUUCUUCUUUUGAUCCUUUCUUUUCCUCUUUCACUCCCUCCUCUUCCUAUACUUCCUUUCCUCCCUCCUUCUUCCUUCUUCCCUUCCAAGGCUUCCUCCAUCUCCCCUCCCUCCCUCUUCCCACCUUCAUUUCUAAUGUCAACUUCUAUUUUUAGAAAAUGUAUAAUGGUCGCACGAUCGAGUAUUCUGUUUCAGGAAGAGUUCACUCCCUGAAAGAACCUUGGGUGUAUGAUGGAGCAGCCAGGGAUGUUGCAACUGGAGAGGCUGUAGAGAAAAAGCAUUUUAAAACGGCAGAUUUGGCGAUCAACGGAGCCAUUGAAGAAUUAGUAAAGAGACUCAAGGAACGCAAAUUAAUAAGAGAUUAAUCACACAUACUGGAUUACUUAAUAGUAAAUUUGCAUGCAAUAUAUGAAAAACUGAAUGUUAAUUAUGUACUAUACGACCACCAUCAUUGUGAAGAGGAAAUUUUCUCGAGAAAGACAAGGCAGUAAAAUGCGUUGUUGAAGCUCUCCUGGUGAAAUUGUAUGAAGAACUGAAAUUGUUGACUAGGAGAACGAAAAUUCCUUCUCAGCCUGAGCCUGGUAAUUUUAAUUAUUCAAGUUUCUUUAGCUUUUUUAAUAGAAUUGUGGAAAGCACUAUACCAGUUCCACAAACGGUAAAUAAUUCUCGUUUAAGCCUGUUAAGAAGGAGAGUUUCUUGUUUAAUUAAAAUAAGUAUUAAAAGCAAAACAACAAUCGUGU
This is a messenger RNA of Paramuricea clavata, 3151 nucleotides long. Lineage: Eukaryota; Metazoa; Cnidaria; Anthozoa; Malacalcyonacea; Plexauridae. The record is from the annotation of a GenBank genome assembly.